This is a messenger RNA of Fimicolochytrium jonesii, 981 nucleotides long. RefSeq lists its product as uncharacterized. The coding region runs from base 142 to 633 and encodes 163 amino acids. The record is from RefSeq and is a predicted model, not a curated record. The transcript has 6 exons. Lineage: Eukaryota; Fungi; Chytridiomycota; Chytridiomycetes; Spizellomycetales; Powellomycetaceae.
CAGCACUGUCAGCGUUUUCGUGCCGCGAACGCGUUCCCAGUCGGUGUGCCACAUUCCCGCACUCUGGUCAUCGCUAUCGGAUAUACUAAUUCCAACUCGGACCACAAGUCCUUUCUCAAACUCAGGAAGGGUGCGUAUACGAUGACUGAAUUUGGGAAACUGCCGACGAUAGUCAACGACCGAGCAUUCGAGCAUGAUAAGGCGUUGGCGCAUAUCGAGGCGUUUGAGCAGGCGUCGUCCUCAGAGCGAGACACGACGGAACUCUUCAAGAAUCUCGAUCACCUACGACGAAUGCAGAUUGAUAUAGCAUUGGAGCAUCUGGCACUCGGAAAGCAGUCAAGCGAACGGCUAUCGGCGCUGGACGUCAACCCUGAUGAAGACUCGACGCGGCGGUAUAAGCGCAACGCGGAGCGUUUCGCCAAACGGGAAGCUGAAGUCAACGGUUUGAUGUCGCGGCUUGAGGAGCUCAGCGAAUCAAUGCGCAACUUUCAUGACUCGAUGGACCUCCUGCGCGCUGGCGCGUCAGGCAAUCCGACGAGUGCCGCCCCUAGCGGUACCACUGCCGCCGGUGCUGCUGGUGGCACGGGUACCGCCCGCGCUGAUACGGACGGUUCGCCUCGUGGCGGUGUUUAAUCAUACCCCUCGACGCAGAGAAUUUGCGCUUUGAUGUGGAAUCCGGCGUGGAUGCGUCCGGAAUUUUUGGAGAACUGAGAGAUCAUGAUUCACGAUUCGCUCGCACAUAGGCGUAUGACUGGGUGGAUGACAUGGGUCCAUGCCCUUUAGAAGAAUUUCUAUUUGACGUUGCUUACGUAUGGGGCCAGUUUCAUGAAGCACCAAAACUGGGCUAAUGCGCUCAACCAUGAUUAUGGCGGAUGAUGGUUGACAAUAGGGGACGAUGUGGGUUCAACUCAAGUAAUCUACGGACAAUACUGGUAUAUGAACUUGACGCCAUAAAGUCAAUUCCACAAAUGCAAAAAGAAC